Molecule: messenger RNA, 1590 nt
Organism: Tilletiaria anomala UBC 951
Lineage: Eukaryota; Fungi; Basidiomycota; Exobasidiomycetes; Georgefischeriales; Tilletiariaceae
Product: P-loop containing nucleoside triphosphate hydrolase protein
Exons: 3
Coding region: 489-1307 (272 amino acids)
Biological process (GO): protein localization to organelle; intracellular protein transport; Golgi to plasma membrane protein transport
Cellular component (GO): Golgi apparatus
Molecular function (GO): GTPase activity; GTP binding
Source: RefSeq, a predicted model, not a curated record
UUCUGCAUAGCCCUUCCUCAUCGCCGCCCACUGUCUUACCGCUGGCGAGCUAUGUCAUUGGCGUCCGCUACCAUGCCUUCAAGCUGCGCGUUCUCCUGUUGCAAAACGGACGACACAAAAAUGCGAGCCGAGAGAUGAGACUUACAUAGACGGUGUUGGUCUGAAGCCUGUGAGCAACGGGUAGACUUGUCCGCCAUGACGCGUAGCACGGUUCAUUUGGGAAAGAAAAUUCAUUUCCGCGGAACCGCGCCUUGUUAUUAAGCGGCUCAUCAAGACACAGGUCACUCAGAGGAUGUAGUAGCAAGAUUUGGCCUGCUCGGGGGUAUUGUCACCUCACAUGACGAUGAAUGCCCAAUUCGAUAGCGGGUAGAGCGUCGACGUUCCAGAGGACCGAAACAUCGCAGCGACCGGUGCGGUGUAGGCUUACGCAUCGGCUGCGGCUGCGGUCCGCGGCCCUCCCCUUGAAUUCGCGGAUCCCAAAGCCCAGCAUGCUGCACCUUAUUUCGGGUCUUUACUCUGAGUGGACUCGCAAAAUCCCAUUCAAUGUGCUUAUUCUCGGCCCUGAGGGUGCAGGAAAGAGCUGCCUCAUCGAGGCCAUCAAGACCACCCAUGGAAAUAGGCCUGGGCUGCCGGCUGACAAGGUCAAGCCUACCAUCGGGCAGAACAUCUUUGAGCUGCCGUUGACAGGGAAUCUGCUACGGCUAUGGGACUUGGGUGGAUCAGAGGAUAUGCAGAAGCUAUGGCAGAAAUACUACAAAGAGAGCCAUGCGCUCCUAUGGGUGGUGGAUGCCCGAUGGUGGGACGAUGUAGAGGUGUCAUCUGAGGAACCAUCGGACUCAAUGCCCAACCCAAAUCCUGUUCCAGCCGCCAAUGCGCUCAGAGCGCAGGCAGCGAUGUCAUGGGACCUGCUAGCCGCCAUUAUGCAAGAUAGGCACAUGUCCACUGUACCCUUUCUGAUCGUCCUCAACAAGACUGACCAGCUUACGGGAGUCGAUGGCCAGACUCGAUCCAGGUAUAAAACCGAGCAAAUAUCGGAGCUCGAGGAUACAGCACGGCUGUGGUGGGGCUCAAGACUGGCGAGCGUUAUUUCGAGGUCCGCAACAAAAGCCAGCAAGACUGAGACACCAGCGCCCUCUGCUUUUGAAAGUGCAGCUGUGACACCAUCUUCCGAGCGACCAGGGUCAUCAUCUUCCGAUGACCCAGUAGACACGAUCUGGGAUGUGCUAGGCACGUCUGCUGUGGACCUGACUGGUGUUCGAGACAUGGUACACUUCCUCGAGCUGCUGGCAGAACAGCGGAAGGCUUAGGAUGCGAAGCCGCUAAUUUGUCGCAGGUGCUGGGGAUGGGCAACCCUCACAAAAGACUGCGUCACGUGCAAUUCCGUCUCGAGUCCAUUCGGGCAAGGUGAUAAUCUUCACGGUCGCCGCAGGUUCAAGUCUUCCGAGCCGGUAACUUUUCAUAUUUGUGCAAGCUUGGCGCAGAUAUGCGUACAAAUGCAGCCGUGCAUAUAUACGCACGGUCAUUGUGUAUAUAGGAGCGUGGCUUAAACGCGCAUGCGCUGCAAAGCGGAGGCAGUUGCCUGUCUGCAUG